Messenger RNA from Ananas comosus (pineapple), 2866 nucleotides. Its product is annotated as probable ADP-ribosylation factor GTPase-activating protein AGD14. NCBI's taxonomy places the organism in Eukaryota, Viridiplantae, Streptophyta, Magnoliopsida, Poales, Bromeliaceae. Gene Ontology annotation, molecular function: GTPase activator activity. The coding region runs from base 438 to 2465 and encodes 675 amino acids. The record is from RefSeq and is a predicted model, not a curated record. The transcript is spliced from 15 exons.
CUAGAGGUUGGGUAAGUCGACGGUAAUCGGAGGAUAAUUACCAUCCGUCGACCGGGGACAACCGGUUCCCCAACGGCUUAAGGAGGGGCGACGUUUCAUGUGAUUGACCGGAGAGCACACAGCGAGCCUAAUCUCUCUCCCUUCCUCUCCUCUCUCUCUCUCUCUCUCUCUCUCUCUCUCUCUCUACCGAAACGAGAAACUAAAAGGGGGAGAAAAGGAUCGAGAUUCUCGCUAAAGCGGGAAGUUAUUUACUAAUCGACAAAUAUUUGGCGAAUUCAACUGGAUCGUAGGUUCUUCGCCUCUUCGUCCAUUUGAUGCGUUUGGAUCUUACCGUUAUUGGAGGGAUUCUUCGGUUUCAAUCGUAAUUCCAGGUUGAAUUAGAUCUGGUACCCAGUUGAGAAGAUUAGAGGAAGCGAUUGUGGAAUUUGGAGGAGGGAAUGGCGAAUCGGAUGAAAGAGGAUGAGAAAAAUGAGAAGAUUAUUCGAGGGCUUCUGAAGCUCCCGGCGAAUAAGAGAUGCAUUAAUUGCAAUAAUCUGGGACCACAAUAUGUCUGCGCAAAUUUCUGGACCUUCAUUUGUACCAACUGCAGUGGAGUACAUCGGGAGUUUACACACCGUGUGAAAUCGGUGUCAAUGGCUAAAUUUACUUCACAAGAGGUUAGUGCCCUUCAAGAAGGUGGAAAUGAGCGUGCCAGGGAGAUAUAUUUUAAAGAAUGGGAUCUGCAACGCAACUCAUACCCUGACAGCAAUAACAUGGACAAAUUGAGAAGCUUCAUUAAGCACGUUUAUGUGGAUCGAAGAUAUACGGGGGAAAGAAAUGUUGACAGGCCUCCAAGGUCAAAGAGUGAGAGGGAAAAUUAUGAUGAAAAUAGAAGGCUAGAAUCCUAUAGAGGUGGGUCACGAAGUCCACCAUAUAAUGAUCGUUAUGACAGAGGUUUCAGAUUUGCAUAUGGAGAAAGGAGCCCUGGGUAUGAUCAAAGUGACUAUAGGAGAAGCCCUUGCCACUUCGAGGUGGUAGAUGAUAGGCGCAGAGAUGAUAGUUCAGGCAGUGGGGUCCAGAAUCGAAGGUUUGAAGAUCGUAAAUAUCCAGAAGCAUUGAAACCUGAGGGUGGUUCACCGAAUUAUCAGAAAGAUAUCGAUGGAUCAAGCCCACCAGUAAUACGGCCCGUAAGGGAUAUAUUGGGCGAUGAUGCACCUCCACUUCUGGUUGGAGAGCCUCAUAAAUCAAACGGAACAAAAGCCGGCGAUAAUACACCACAAACCCAGAGGACUUCUUCCCCAAGCAGCAUCGAAUCUGCUGAAGGGAACUCCACCCAGCCAAAGGUGGAAAAUUCAGUUAGUUUGAUUGAUUUCAGUGCGGAUCCUGAUCCACCUGUUGCAGCACCACCACCACAACAGCAACAACAAGCUCCUCAACAAACCAAUUCUCCGUCAACUAAUGGUGGUGAGUGGGCAGCUUUCGAUGCGUUCGGUCAGCAGAAAGCUCCUCAAGUGGCUUCAAGUUCAAACCCUCUGGAAUCUGCACUGGCACAAUUAUCUCUUCCAGGAUCUACAUCUACUGUGAAUACUUCAACAAUGCCUGCUCCUGUUGAUACUGCUCCAAAAACUAAUGAUGGAGGGCAGUUGCCCGUGACCCGACAGUCACAGUCUUCACUUUUUCCUGGUGCAGUUAACCAGCCUUCAGAGUUAUUCUUUGAUGCACCUGCUGCUGGAGUUCCCAACGAGCAGCUGCGGAGUUCAUCGGUGGAACCAAGCAUUCAGGGACCUUCUUUAACUACAGCACCUGUCCCAGCUGAUACAGUGGAUGCCAAUGCAUCUCAUAUUGCAAAAAGACCUCCUCAAGAAACUAGUGUAAUUUCAACACAACCAGCUUCCAUGGGCAGUAAAUCUACUGGAAGGAAAGAACUUCCACAGGAUUUUUUCACUUCGCUUUAUCCUUCAUCAGCUGCAUCGCUGCCAGGCUGGCAAAGAGGCCCACUGCUUGGAAUGGGCUAUGCCAUGCAAUAUCCUACUGCAGUCGCAAUGCCAACAUUACCUCAGCCAUCAAAAUCUGUUAAUCCAUUUGAUCUUGCAAGUGAGCCAGCUACAAUUCAGGCUCCCAUGUUUCCAUCGAUGACAUCUCUGCAAGGGGCAUUACCAAACUUGCCUGGUCAGCAACCUUUAGUCCGCACCUCCAUCUUUGAAGGGGGUUCUCCACGAUGGGUGCCCCCACAACCACUCACCCACCAAAUGUCUUAUCCCUCGGCCAUGCCUCCAGGCCAUUACAUGAUGCACCAGUUUCCAAAUAACAUGCCCCAGCAAGCUCCUAACAGUGUAAUGCCUGUCCUGCAACAAGGACCGUUAGGCCCCAGCAAUGAGGUAAAUGCUUUUGGCACUCCAGGGAUGGAUCAACAUUCAACCGCCGGAUACUCCCAGCCAAGCACCCCAAAUUCUUUCAGCUCUGUUGGAGGAAACCCCUUUGGAUAGAUCAAUACACAAAAUAGGAACUGGUUUGUGAACUGUGAAGAGAAGGGGUCUAAUUAUCACCUAUUCUUGGGGAAAAGGAGCCAUCUGAAGGGGUAGCUGGUAGUUGUGAAACGCCUAUUGAUGUAAAUUACUAUUUGUUACGAAGCAUGGCUAUUCUUAUAUAGCCCUGCGUCGAAGAAGAGUGUGUGGUCCUUCCUAUACAUAAGUUGGAAACUGUUGAGGUACUGCACUUUAUUCUGGGCUUGCUAUUUUCUGUCUUCCUGUAAGUGUGUUUGAUUCGGGUUUGCGGGAAACACCAUUUAUUUCUUUUCACUGUGAUGGGCUUUGUAUUACAUGAGAAUUAUAUUCAUACAUGUAGAGUGAAAAAUAAAUAUGAUAAUUCUUUUGAGUUAUUCUCUCUA